AUGAGUAAUCAUAACAAUUCAAGUUUUUUAGAAACUAGUCAAAGAUCUUAGAAAAUAUUAGAUAGAUUUAUGUCUGCCUUAUCAAAUUAAGAUCAAGAUCAAUCAUAUUAUGAUAUGAAAUAAAUUUUAGAUGAAUUGAGUAUUGAUCAAUUUGAAAGAUAAAAAGAAUAAACAGAAGAAAUUAAAAUAAUAUUUACUCCACAUAAAUGUUAAAAGAUAGCUGAGAUUGAAAAAGAAUUAGAAAAUUUAAUGAUUCAAAUUACCAACAUGUAGGUAUGUGAUUCUAUCCUUUAUUAAACAACCUUAUAGAAAAUAAAAUAGGUUAGAAAAGUCAUCACUUAAAUUGUUGACAAGUAUUUUGCUAAUUUAAAGAAUCAAUACAAUUUUGUAGCUAAUGAAUUAGUAUAAAUUCAUUUAGCGCCAAUAAAAUAACAAAUUUUCUAGUUAAGAAAAGAUAUUCCAAAUUAUGAAGAAACACAAUAUAAUGAAGUUCUUGAAAGACAUGAAUAAAUUAAAGAUGAUUUGCAUUAAUUACGCUCACUAUUACCAAAAGAAAUUAAUCUAUAAAUUACAAAUUAAUCAUUAUAUGAUAUUAAAGACUCAUUAUAUAAGCUAAUAUCAUUGAAAUUUAAAGGUAUCCACUUUCUUCAUUAAAAGAUUAAUUUAAAAUAGUUCCAAGUACUUUUAGUGGUUUUAAAUAAUAAAAGAAGAAUUUAUUAACAUUGAAAAGUAAGACUGGACAUUUGAAGUUUUAAGAAUAAUAAAAUAGUAUAUACACAUUUAGGAAUAACACUAUUUAUCAUACUCAUAUAGAUUACAUUGAUAACAUCAAAUAGUAAGAAUUAAUAUUAAACGAUGAUAAUUAUAGACUUAAUUAUUGCAAUUUAAUAAAUACCAAUUAAAGCUUGUAUUUUAUAGGAUAAUUUUAUUAAGAUAUUAAUACUAAAUAAUUCAAAAUAAGUCAAAUGGUAACCAAAUACAACAAAUAAGAAAAUAAAAUAGAAAUGAUGUCAGAAUUACCAAUAAAUAGUUAUGGUGGAUAGGCUAUCAAACAAGGUUAAUUUAUAUAUUAUUGGGGAGGCUAUAUUGUGGUUGAUAAUGUAUAGAUUGGAAACAAGAAAGGUUUCAAGUAUGAAAUAACCAAUUUUAGAUUAGGUACUUAAUUAAUGGGAAUAAGUGGGAAUAAAUUGAAUCAAUGAAAUAUCCAAGAAUUAAAGGGUAGUGUUGUUUACUAGAUGAAAAAAUAUGUAUUACUGGUGGAAUGAUGAAUCAAUAUUAAGGAAAUGCAUUAAUUGAAAUAUUUAGUACAACCUAAUAAAGAUUUCUUGAUCCAAUUGAAUUAGUCAAUUCUUUUGUAUAAUUUAAUUAUUAAUUUUUAUUAGUCUUAUGUACCUUAAAUCCUUGGAUAUUCAUUUCCUAUAUCAAAUUAAGAGAUUUUUAUUAUGGGUGGCUAUAAUCAAUUUGGAAAUGAUGGAAAUGCUUAAUUAAUUAAUUUAUUUUUGAAAACUAUUUAGAAGAAUAGUAAUGGUAUUUAAAGAAUAUAAAAUUUAAAUUGUACAUAACCGAUUGUAUAUAAAAUUAUGUAUUUUAGAUAUUCAAAUAAUAAAUAUACCUUAUCAAUUCUGAAGAUAGAAAAAUAGAAUUCAUCUAAAUUAAUGCAGAUACUUUAUAAGUUAAAAACAUAAUUCCAAUAUAAUGA
Messenger RNA from Paramecium pentaurelia, 1699 nucleotides. Lineage: Eukaryota; Ciliophora; Oligohymenophorea; Peniculida; Parameciidae. The record is from the annotation of a GenBank genome assembly.